Jatropha curcas is the source of this 1238-nucleotide messenger RNA. RefSeq names its product origin recognition complex protein 6 (gene ORC6). The record is from RefSeq and is a predicted model, not a curated record. Lineage: Eukaryota; Viridiplantae; Streptophyta; Magnoliopsida; Malpighiales; Euphorbiaceae. Gene Ontology annotation, cellular component: nuclear origin of replication recognition complex. Gene Ontology annotation, biological process: DNA replication initiation; DNA replication. Gene Ontology annotation, molecular function: DNA binding.
CUACGUAUUUUUCUCUUCUUACUUCAGAUGCCAAAAGGAGAAAAGCAAUUUCCUCUUAUAUUCUCCAAUUCUGAGUCUCAACAACAGACCAGAAACCCAAUAAGCGGCAAAAAUACAAUCCUUCAUCAAUCAAAUGGAUCUCUCGGAAAUUGCAAAGAAACUGGGUCUCUCCGAAUCCAAGAAUCUGAUCCGAAAAGCGGCGGAGCUCCGCCGUCUCUGUGACGUGCAGUUUGACUCGUCCAUUAUCGGAGUUGGAGAGGUUAGCAAGGCUAUAAUCUGCUUAGAAAUCGCUGCAACAAGAUUUCAAGUGAUUUUUGAUAGACAAGCUGCAAUAAGACUGAGUGGACUGUCAGAGAAGGCUUAUACUAGAUCUUUCAAUUCACUGCAAAACAGUCUCGGUGUCAAAACAAAGCUUGAUAUUAGAGAAUUGGGGAUUCAAUUUGGCUGCAUAAGGCUGAUUCCUUUAGUGAAAAAAGGAUUAUCAUUGUACAAGGAGCGGUUUCUUGCAUCACUGCCGGCUACUAGACGAGCAAGUGCUGACUUCACUCGGCCUGUGUUCACUGCAGUUGCAUUCUACUUGUGCGCAAAAAAACACAAGCUCAAGAUAGACAAAAUUAAGUUGAUUGAAGUUUGUGGCACAUCUGAAUCUGAAUUCAAAAGUGUCUCCACCUCCAUGAAUGACCUCUGCUAUGAUGUGUUUGGCAUCUCAAAAGAAAAGAAGGAUCCAAGAGAAGUGAAGGGUAACCGAGAACUGCUGGAUGUUUUACCUGAGAAAAGAAAAUUUGAAGAUGGUGGUUAUUUAUCUGAUGAUGGAGCAGAGCUUUCAAGUUACAAGAAGCGCAAAACAGCGGAGAAAGUUGCUUAUCAGGAGUGGAAGUCUUCUGUCUUAUCAUCCAAUGCAAAGAGCAAAUCAAAAGGUCCUUGUAAGCAAACCAGACAAACUCGCCUUAACUUUUUCAAAGAAGUUCCUGAGACUGCAGGGUUGGAAGCUCUGUGAAAGACAUAUAAGGCCAUUUUUGCUAUACUAUGGUUGUUUAGUCCAAUUUUUCUGGAAGUUUAAAUGGGAAGGAAGAGGAAGAAAAUUGCUCCAAAUUUGGUUUUUUUGUUUAUUUUGCUGAUGCUCUCACAGAAACAUUUGCCGUAUAAGGAGAAUGCCUGUUUUAUAACAAUUGAAACUGUACAUAUUGGCAGCUAAUGUUAUUCAUUUAAUUAUAGUUUUUUCAAAUCUGUUAAGUAAA